UGCAAACGCCCAGCUUGCAGCAUUGAUCACAGAUCGCAGAUCCGAAGAGCAGUGACAGCUCCUGACAGCACGAGCAACACCACACCAUGUCUAAAUCAUCCAGGAUGAACCGCACCGCCAGUCUAACAGAGUCCGAGCUGUCAGAGGAAGAACUGGAAGCCACUUUGCUGGAGAACGAGGACGAGCUGUCCGAAGGAUGUCACCACUCCAAGUGCUCCAGGGACAGCGAGAGCUCCACCAGCGAGGUGGAGGGCUCCAAGUCCAAAAAGAGGAGCCGUCCAGUGAGGUCCAAGGCUCGCAGGACAGCCGCCAACGUGAGGGAACGCAAGAGGAUCCUGGACUACAACCAGGCGUUCAACGCCCUGAGGAUGGCCCUCAAGCACGACCUCAACGGCAAGCGGCUCUCCAAGAUCGCCACCCUGCGACGGGCCAUCAGCCGGAUCUCCUCUCUCUCCUUGUUCCUGCACACGAACCCGGUGCACAGACACAACCAUACCGAAUGCCAGUUCGAGGAGCCCAGAAUGGACGCGGGGGGGAAGGACGGAGGGCGGCAAACCUUCCAGGGGCCAUCGGAAAGCCACCCUCCACACCACCCCCCCUCGGAUCAAAUCUACGGAGACAGCCACCUGCCCCCUUCCUCCUCCUCCUCCUCCUCCUCCUCCUCCUCCUCUCCACUCUAUUCCAGAUAUUCCCCUCAGGCCCAGUACUACGUUCACCAGGGACAUUACAGGGGUCCCCGAGAAGAUCCCUGUAGCCCUGCUGGCUACACCAGCAGCGGGGCAGGCCACCAGUUUGGAGUCAGGCCAAGCUGUCACCAAAACCACGCGGACAACUGUGCAGAGCCCUCGACUGCAGCGGCCUUCCCCUGGCAUCUCAGCUAUCUCCAAGGCACUGGUUAUCAACAGCCCCUAACGAUGCACUGAGUUCAGGCUGGCACUAAAAACUUCCGAGACUUUGAGAAGAAUUCAAGUGACUCUGCGGUCCCAAUUCACCAAACUCAGUUGGCAUUUAAAGACGGUGUGUAUUAAUACUAAAAUAUUUCAGUGUCUUUUUUUUUUAAGUACAAAGAUGCCUGCUGUUGACAGAGUUUUGUUGCAGAUGUUUGGUUUACCAUACACCUAAUGCAAUUCUAUCUACUCUAUGAGUAAUGCAAACAUGGGAGAAAGUUGCUGCAUUAUUUUUUUAUGCAUCAAGAUGAAACUUCAAUGUAUUUGUCCGUGUUUAUUGUCUUCUGUGACUGCAAUUCGAUUCUAUGUAAUAAACUAAAUUACUGUUUUUUUGUCUGGUCUUUUUUCCCCCUCCAGGGUAUUAAAAUGUUUUAUUUAUUGAUGUAGUUAUUUAUUUUGAAUAUUUGGGGUGCUGUUGUUUCAGAAAUUGAAAUGAUUUUGGUUUUGUUUCAAGUGUUCAGUUAACAUUCCACUUAGAAAGUGGCCCAUAUGCUUUAGCCUGUAUUUCACGAUACCAAAAUGUACAAAGUGUAGUUUACUGUGUUAUAAAAAAUAUAUAAUGUGCAGGGUUUUAUAAAAAAUAUAUAAUGUGCAGGGUUUUAUAAAAAUAUAUAACGUGCAGGGUUUUAUAAAAAUAUAGUGUGCAGGGUUUUAUAAAAAUAUAUAAAGUGCAGGGUUUUAUAAAAAAAAAAAUGGUAACAUGUUUGUUGUUUUGUUAUAUUUAUUUAAAAAAGCAAGUUUGGAAAAAUGUAUUUUAUUUUGUCAUUAAG
This is a messenger RNA of Acipenser ruthenus (sterlet), 1717 nucleotides long. RefSeq names its product class A basic helix-loop-helix protein 9-like. Gene Ontology annotation, biological process: regulation of transcription by RNA polymerase II; developmental process. The record is from RefSeq and is a predicted model, not a curated record. The transcript has a single exon. Bases 87 to 923 code for a protein of 278 amino acids. Lineage: Eukaryota; Metazoa; Chordata; Actinopteri; Acipenseriformes; Acipenseridae. Gene Ontology annotation, molecular function: protein dimerization activity; RNA polymerase II transcription regulatory region sequence-specific DNA binding; DNA-binding transcription factor activity, RNA polymerase II-specific.